Molecule: messenger RNA, 138 nt
Organism: Racocetra fulgida
Lineage: Eukaryota; Fungi; Glomeromycota; Glomeromycetes; Diversisporales; Gigasporaceae
Source: the annotation of a GenBank genome assembly
AUGCUAAGGCAGUGGGUUUUGCCUUUAGCAUUUCAUUAUCAAAAAUAUCAGGCAGUGGAAAAAUGCCAAAGUUGUUCUGUUGUUUUACAAGAUGCUUUAAAUGAGAAAACCAAAACUUGGGUAGUAAUAUCUUUUAAA